Molecule: messenger RNA, 1386 nt
Organism: Trichophyton verrucosum HKI 0517
Lineage: Eukaryota; Fungi; Ascomycota; Eurotiomycetes; Onygenales; Arthrodermataceae
Exons: 2
Coding region: 1-1386 (461 amino acids)
Biological process (GO): intracellular zinc ion homeostasis; zinc ion transmembrane transport
Cellular component (GO): membrane
Molecular function (GO): zinc ion transmembrane transporter activity
Source: RefSeq, a predicted model, not a curated record
AUGACAGCUAAACGACGUCCUCUCGCUCUGUGUUGGCUUAUGGGCCGUCAAGGUCGCCAACGAAAAUGGCAACGCGCUGAAACCCUCGGUGCCCUCAUCAACGGCGUCUUCCUCGUCGCCCUGUGUCUCUCCAUCUUCCUCGAGGCCAUCAAUCGCUUCGUCGAGCCCCAGACCGUCGAGCACCCAAAGCUCAUCUGCAUCGUCGGCGCCCUCGGCCUGCUCUCAAACAUCCUCGGCCUCCUCCUCUUCCACGACCACUCGCACGGCGGACACGGCCACGGUCAUGGCGCCGACGAGGCCAUCGAGUCCGCCGAGCUGGGCUACUCCCGCGAGAUUGCCCAGCCGCCCUCCUCCGCCGCCCUCACGCCCACCACCCUGACCAACAGCGUUGUCAUCCCCAGCUCGCCCAGCGCCCGCCAGCACUCACGCCACCACCCUUCCAUCAGCCGGGUCAGCCGCGAGAGCAGGCGAUACAGCGGGUUCAGAGACGCAGAGGACAUCAGCGGCCACCCGGCGAGCCUGCGCCAGGACAUCAUCCAGGCCAGCCGCUUCGAGGACGAGCCCUCGCCAGACUCAGAGUCCGACAGGGAAGAAGACGUCCGCCAGUCCGAGGAGUCCCGGCUGCUACCCAACGCCCCAAAAGUCACCACCACGCCCUACGCUGCCACUUCUGUCCAGCCCCGUCCAGACAUCCACGACCAGCACAACCACGCAAGGGCCAAGGACACCGCCGACGCCGACCACGAGCACGCCCAUGGCCAGGCCCAGCAGGGACACGGCGGCCACGGCGGCCACGGCCACGGCCACGACCUGAACAUGCGCGGCGUCUUCCUUCAUGUCCUGGGCGACGCCCUCGGCAACAUCGGCGUCAUCGUCUCGGCCCUCUUCAUCUGGCUGACAGACUACACCUGGCGCUACUAUGCAGACCCGGCCAUCUCCCUGCUCAUCACCGUCAUCAUCCUCUUCUCCGCCAUCCCGCUCUGCAAGGCCGCCUCCAGGAUCCUCCUCCAGGCCGUGCCCGCCGGCCUCAGCAUCGACCACAUCAUCGAGGACAUCGAGCAGCUUCCGGGCAUCAUCAGCUGCCACCACUUCCACGUCUGGCAGCUCAGCGACACCAAGCUCGUCGCCUCGCUCCACAUCCAGGUCAGCUUCGACAUCAAGGGCGAAGGCUCCGACAGGUACAUGACCCUUGCGAGACACGUCCGGAAAUGCCUCCACGCGUACGGAAUCCACUCGUCCACCGUUCAGCCAGAGUUCUACCCGGGGAGCGAGGAGAACUCCCUGCGCCCAGGCAGCUCCCAGCUCACCUCCGUCGCCAGCGAGUCCUGUCUGCUCGAAUGUGGUGAAGACUGUGCCCCGGGCCGCCAGUGCUGCCCAUCCGUGUAA